AUGGGGGCGUCAGCAUCAGACCUUGAUCUUCUCUGUGAUGAUGAUUUUGCCUUCUGGCCUAUAAAGAUCCGACCAAAAUGCCGGAGAUUCUCCGGCGAUAACAAGCGUAGGCCUCCUUUAGCGACUUCAUCAAACAGUCCUCUUGUUUCAUCAUCGACGAGCAUAGAAACUGGUGAAUCAUCACAGAGCUUCUGUGAGAUUUGUGCGGAAACGAAAUGCCCAGGAUUGUAUUGCAAAAGUGUCCUUGAACUCGAUUCUUGCAGGUCAAUGAUACCCAAUGAGGUGCUUGCUCGGUGGGAUGAGUUGCUAUGUGAGUCACUGAUUCUUGCUGCCCAGAAGUUCUACUGUCCAUUUAAGGACUGUUCAGCCUUGUUGGUUAAUGACACUGAUGGAGUGAUUAGGGAGUCCGAGUGUCCCAUAUGCCGGCGAUUAUUCUGUGCGCAGUGUUCCGUGCCUUGGCAUUCAGGGAUUGGGUGUGAGGAGUUUCAGAGACUGAAUGAGGAUGAAAGAGGGAGGGAAGAUCUCAUGGUGAGAGAGCUUGCAAGAGACAGAAACUGGAUGAGAUGUCCUUGCUGCAAAUUCUAUAUGGAGAAGAACGAGGGCUGUUUACAUAUGACUUGCAGAUGUAAAUUCCAAUUCUGCUAUGCAUGUGGGGGAAAAUAG
This is a messenger RNA of Ilex paraguariensis (yerba mate), 663 nucleotides long. The record is from the annotation of a GenBank genome assembly. NCBI's taxonomy places the organism in Eukaryota, Viridiplantae, Streptophyta, Magnoliopsida, Aquifoliales, Aquifoliaceae.